This is a messenger RNA of Cylicostephanus goldi, 342 nucleotides long. NCBI's taxonomy places the organism in Eukaryota, Metazoa, Nematoda, Chromadorea, Rhabditida, Strongylidae. The record is from the annotation of a GenBank genome assembly.
AUGAUCUAUUCUGAAUCGGCGAAUCUCAGCAUGUUCUGGUUCUUACUAUAUUCUAUUCUAUGCGCGUACAAUCUAUUUCAUCUAUCCAAGCGCUGGUAUUACAAUAUUGAUGGACGCUAUGAUCUGAAACAGUUCAUCAGGGAAAGCGAACCAACCAUUCGAGUGCAGUAUGGUGCAGCGAUACUCACCCCGACCAUCCUGGGACUGAUCAUCUUCUGUACUAUCGAAUUGCAAAAUGGACUGGUUCACUCAAUAUUCAAGUUGGCUACAAUCGCCCAGCUGCUGCUUGCAAUCGGCCAGCUUACGCUCGAAUUCUAUGAAGUCUAUGUCAAAGGAAACUAA